GUGUGUCCCCGGUGUGUGUGUUCUCUUGACCAUAUAUAUUGGGCCAUGUGAACACAGACGUGGAGUUUUGUAAAAUAGACUGUGUAGUGGCUGCAGGGCUGUUUGCCUCCCUUAUUAAAUUUCUCUCUCAAAGAAGAGCUAGCAGGAAUAUAAAGCACCUUCAGAUCUCUCUGAGCUGCUUGUGGAAGGAACUGAGGAAUCUCUUCUCCCUGAGACUCUAGCUGACUACCUGGCCCUGCAGAAAAAAUGAGUGACAGCCUGGACGAUGGGUCUUUCAUGUUCACAUCGGAGUCCGUAGGAGAGGGACAUCCAGACAAGAUCUGUGACCAGAUCAGUGAUGCUGUCCUGGAUGCUCACCUGAAGCAGGACCCAGAUGCCAAAGUGGCCUGUGAGACGGUGUGUAAGACUGGCAUGGUGUUGCUCUGCGGGGAGAUCACAUCUCGGGCCAAUGUGGACUACCAGAGGGUGGUGAGGGACGCCAUCAAACACAUCGGCUACGACAACUCUGAAAAAGGUUUUGACUAUAAGACCUGUAAUGUGCUUGUGGCUCUGGAGCAGCAGAGUCCCGACAUUGCUCAGGGCGUCCACAUUGACAGAGAGGAGGAGGACAUGGGAGCUGGGGACCAGGGUCUGAUGUUUGGAUAUGCCACAGAUGAGACUGAGGAGUGCAUGCCUCUCACCAUCGUCUUAGCUCACAAACUCAACUCAAAGAUGGCUGAACUCAGACGCGACGGAUCCGUCCCCUGGCUGCGCCCUGACUCUAAAACACAGGUGACGGUACAUUAUGACCAGAAGAACGGAGCUGUGAUCCCUAAGAGAGUUCACACCAUCGUAAUCUCCGUCCAGCACGACGAUUUUGUUACUUUGGAGGAACAGAAGAAGGUCCUCAAGGAGAAGGUGAUCGACGCUGUGGUUCCUGCUAAAUAUUUGGACGACAAGACCAUCUACCACCUCCAGCCCAGCGGUCGCUUCGUCAUUGGAGGACCUCAGGGUGAUGCUGGUGUGACAGGCAGGAAGAUCAUUGUGGACACAUACGGAGGUUGGGGCGCUCACGGUGGUGGAGCUUUCUCCGGUAAAGACUUCUCAAAGGUGGACCGCUCUGCUGCCUACGCUGCUCGCUGGGUGGCCAAGUCUCUGGUCAAAGCUAAACUCUGCAGGAGAGUUCUGGUUCAGGUAUCUUAUGCUAUCGGAGUGGCACAGCCUCUGUCCAUCUCCGUCUUCACCUACGGUUCCUCCGACAGAUCAGAGUCAGAGCUGCUGCGGAUUGUCAACAAGAACUUUGAUCUGCGUCCAGGAGUCAUUGUUAGGGAACUGAACCUGAAGAGGCCCAUCUACCAGCAGACAGCCUCCUACGGCCACUUUGGUCGACCAGAGUUUACUUGGGAGAUGCCCAAAAAGCUUGUGUACUAAAUACUCCACCUGCUCUUCCUUGAGGCGCCUCUUUCUUGGCUACGACUGCUUCAACUGAUUGGACAUUUUUAAAUAGGAAGAACCAAAGCCAACGUUAACGAUAAGUAAGAUUAAAAGAGAUGAGGAUUAUCAUCAUAUGCACGAGUGGUUGUAGUCAUGUAAUGUAGUAGACAGGCAUUGCAGAGGACAUCUCAGUAACCAAUCCUUUCCCCCCGUCCUUGAACAUCCAAUUAUUGGUGCUUUAUAAAUAUGGGUACAAUCGCUAGUCAAAGAUCUUCCCUGGUAAGGUAAAGGAACAACACAGCAAAUAGAAUCCACUGAAGAUAGAUAUUUCUAACCCACUAGAAUCAGGGUUUUACCUCAAAGCUGCAAAUGUUCCUUUACUUGAUCAGUAUGAUGUACAGAAACCACCUCAGUGCUUUAUUUACUUCAUCAGUGACGAACAUAAAUAUGUACGAAGUGUAAUUAUUGCUCAACCAAAGGCUCAGCUUCAUGACUGUAAAAUUCCUUUUUUCUAAGUCUUAAUUUGUAAUGUGUGCUACAGGAAGCUGUUUGCACUGUUACCAUCACUGUUGUAAGUCCAGACAGGUCAUUACAGUGGAGAGGGCUCUGAUCUCUUCAACAUUGAGUUACAAUCAGUAAAUAGCCAUGCGGUUUUCACACUGCACUUCUUUGCUGUCAUCCUUUCAGCCUCUGCUUGGCUGAUUUGUAUUUUUAAAUGGGUUUUUUUUUUACCUGUAGGCCCGCUGCUGUUAAAGAGUCUAUACAUUUUAUCAAAACACUUAAAGUCUUAAUCAGUCUCUUCUCUUUGAAGUGGAUUAUCAAGCUGCACGCUGUUGAGGCUAAGCAUUUAGUUCACCACUGAUGUCUUAUAGUUGCUGCAUUGUUGACCAUUUAAUUCUAUCUGACAUAAUACCAUGGUGUGGAUGCAGAUCACCUUUAUCUUUGAGAUGAUGUUAAGUUCUCUGCAGAUCUUUAUUGCAAAUUGAGAUCCUCCCUUGUGGAUUUAGAUUGCAAAAAGGGUUUUUCAAAUGUAUUUCUCAAAAGGCAUUUCGAACCUUGAAUGGUUAAAGUAUUUAAUCAAAUGGUUUCCUUCUGAUAGGUAGAGGAAGUGUGAACAGUGCUCACCUCAAACCUUCAUGUCUGCAGAGGUGCACACUUUGUGGCUAUUGUAACAACCCGUGCUUUCUUUUACAGCAGACAUUGUUUUCUAUUUAAUGUGUUGAUCUGUGUUGACUCUGUUGGAAGAGAAUCUGGACAAUGUAAAUAAUUAAACA
Molecule: messenger RNA, 2687 nt
Organism: Notothenia coriiceps (black rockcod)
Lineage: Eukaryota; Metazoa; Chordata; Actinopteri; Perciformes; Nototheniidae
Product: S-adenosylmethionine synthase isoform type-1-like
Exons: 10
Coding region: 247-1410 (387 amino acids)
Biological process (GO): S-adenosylmethionine biosynthetic process
Molecular function (GO): ATP binding; methionine adenosyltransferase activity
Source: RefSeq, a predicted model, not a curated record